Molecule: messenger RNA, 751 nt
Organism: Drosophila hydei
Lineage: Eukaryota; Metazoa; Arthropoda; Insecta; Diptera; Drosophilidae
Exons: 3
Coding region: 154-588 (144 amino acids)
Cellular component (GO): membrane
Source: RefSeq, a predicted model, not a curated record
CCAGUGGCAUUUUGUGCUUGCUGCCGCACGCAAUGUGAAUUUUUGUGGGCACAGACCGCGCUUGUUGUUAUUGUUGUUGUUUGCUAACUGUUUACCUUUUAGCAAGUGUUGUGCUGUUGUUUUUUGUUACUUUUUGGCAAACGUCGCUCUGUCAUGUCCGUUAAUCAUGACUACGAUCGCAAGUAUUUGCGCAGCUUACGCGGAAUCUCCAAGAUCAUCUGCUUGCUGUGCGGCUUCAUUGGUUUCCUCUGCAUCGUGUGCAGCUCGGUCCGGCUGAGCAACUUUCGGGGCUGCUUCUACAUAAUCGUCGUUCUCCUUGGCUUCGUAGUGACGCUGACGCUUGUACUCUGCCGCUACCUGCGGCUCGGUCAGAACUGGAGAUGGAACUCAACGGCAUGGUCGCUGCGUGUGCACGCGACCCUGGCUCUAACCCAUUUCAUAGCCUCCGGCUUCGUGCUUGGCCUUAGCGUUGGUGCCUAUACGGCCGCCGCGUUCUUUGGACUGACGAUAUUUAGCAUUAACAGUCUGGAGGCCUAUGGCUGUUAUAAACGCACUUGCCAGCGCGAUGUGGCUACCCAGACGGUCUAGACGCUGCCUCACUCCCCCCCUCCGAUCAAGAGGCUGUGUGGACGCGCUUAGCUAGGCGCUAUUUGUAUUAUCUUAAGCUAGUGUCAAUUGAAUGUGUGUGUGUGUAUGUGUCUGAGUGUCUUGUGGAAUAAAGUCAUAAGUAAGCUAGUUAAGCUAAAAAUCA